Messenger RNA from Pistacia vera, 375 nucleotides. RefSeq names its product premnaspirodiene oxygenase-like. Lineage: Eukaryota; Viridiplantae; Streptophyta; Magnoliopsida; Sapindales; Anacardiaceae. Bases 1 to 375 code for a protein of 124 amino acids. The transcript has a single exon. Gene Ontology annotation, molecular function: monooxygenase activity; oxidoreductase activity, acting on paired donors, with incorporation or reduction of molecular oxygen; heme binding. The record is from RefSeq and is a predicted model, not a curated record.
AUGGAUUUCAUGGCGAUUCUCACUUCUUUAGUUGGGAUGCUGGCUGUGAUUUGGUUGUCGUGGAAAGUCAAGAAAUCAAGAAAUAUUAAUGCUAAACUGCCACCAAGUCCCUGUGGCUUGCCUCUAGUCGGAUACCUUCCUUUCCUGGGCACUCAUCUUCACAGGAAAUUCACGGAAUUGGGAGAAGUCUAUGGUCCUAUCUACAAGCUUUGGCUCGGAAACAAAUUAUUUGUUGUAGUGAGCUCGCCAUCGCUGGCUAAAGAAGUGGUUCGUGACAAUGAUACAGUUUUUGCUAACCGUGAUGCAUCCAUCGCUGCAAGGGUGAUCACACAUGAUGCAAACGAUAUCGGUUGGUGCCCCUAUGGUGCUAAAUGA